This is a messenger RNA of Talaromyces marneffei, 1146 nucleotides long. RefSeq lists its product as uncharacterized. The coding region runs from base 1 to 1146 and encodes 381 amino acids. The record is from RefSeq and is a predicted model, not a curated record. The transcript has 6 exons. NCBI's taxonomy places the organism in Eukaryota, Fungi, Ascomycota, Eurotiomycetes, Eurotiales, Trichocomaceae.
AUGUUGGCCACAUCUAGAGAUAUUGAGGCCUUUGUGCUGCUGGCAUGCGCGGUAUUUUUAAUUUUCCUCCGGACUUACGUUCGUCUAGAUCUAGUAGGCCUGAAAAAUUUGAAGCUCGAUGAUUACUUGAUGCUGUUGACCGGGGCGCUAUUUAUAUCAGAAACGACACUUGCAUACUUAGUCGUCGCCAACUACGACGGUCUGACGAACAGCUACCUGACUAGCGAGGAACGUGCAGUCUUGGAUCCAAACUCGACCGAGUACUAUAAACGUGUGUCGGGAUCUAAGAUUCAAGUACUUGGAUGGUCACUGUAUGUAAUGACCUUGUGGCUGGGCAAGUCCCGUUUGGCUAUAUUCUCUUCUCGCCUAACUACGGGCUUGAUGCAAUUCGAUACUCGAGUUCGCGUAGCUUAUAUUUUCCUUGGUGUUGUGUAUCUUGCAACCGCACUUUCGAUCCUUCUUUCGUGUCAGCCUAUGCACAAGUUUUGGCAAAUCAAUCCUGAUCCUGGAAUAUAUAUCUGCCAGCCUACAGUUUCGAAAGUCUACAUUCUUGUCGGCGUGGUUCUCAAUGUAUUCACGGACGCCUUCUUGUUGUGCAUUCCUUUACCGCUUCUAUGGAAAGUCGAAAUCGGUCUCAAGAGAAAAAUUAGUCUCAUGAUCCUGUUUAGCGGAGGAAUAUUCAUUAUUGCAGCAUCAAUCAUUCGCGCCGCAAUGGUCCUAUCUUCCGGUCCCGACGGUGCCGUUCAAGGAAGCAAAUGGGCCUGUCGCGAGACUUUCGUCUCAAUCGCUAUCGCCAACCUACCGAUCAUAUUCCCUCUAAUCCGGACCUGCGCCAACAAAAUCGGUCUCAGCGCAUUAUUUAGCCCGUCUGGUCGUCCAUCAAACAGUCAUCCGCUCUCAAGUAAACGAGCAUCGGGGCGUGAAUUGCCAAGUCGAAGCACCAAACGUCACCACCCACUGUCUAUCCCCGGUAGUACAGAGUGGGACACGGAGGAGAAUAUCCUCGUCAACACUAAUCAUGCCCAUGCCAGCAUCAAUGCACUUGAGAAUGGAAGUAUGAAGAGUGGUGACAAUGAUAAACCCAACCGUGGUGCUGGGAUUAUGAAGGAGGUUACUAUCGUUCAGGAGAGUGGCCCGUCACCAUAA